Messenger RNA from Leucoraja erinaceus (little skate), 3312 nucleotides. It is a transcript of the gene hmgcra, whose product is annotated as 3-hydroxy-3-methylglutaryl-CoA reductase a. The transcript has 20 exons. The record is from RefSeq and is a predicted model, not a curated record. Gene Ontology annotation, biological process: coenzyme A metabolic process; isoprenoid biosynthetic process; sterol biosynthetic process. Bases 166 to 2835 code for a protein of 889 amino acids. NCBI's taxonomy places the organism in Eukaryota, Metazoa, Chordata, Chondrichthyes, Rajiformes, Rajidae. Gene Ontology annotation, molecular function: NADP binding; protein binding; hydroxymethylglutaryl-CoA reductase (NADPH) activity. Gene Ontology annotation, cellular component: endoplasmic reticulum membrane; peroxisomal membrane.
AAUGGGAGCGGGGGUAGGAUGGGGCGAUGGGGCGCUCGCCAUCUUAGGCGGCCAGUGUCGGCGAGUCCGUGUUGGAGGAGGGAGCAGAGAUAGCGAUAGAGAUAGACCCGGGGGAUCAGUCGGCACCUUCGCUUCAAGUCGGGGUUAAAAUAACAAAAAAGAAAAAUGUUGUCCAGGUUGUUUCGUAUGCAUGGACUUUUUGUUGCCUCCCAUCCUUGGGAGGUGAUAGUAGGAACAGUUACAAUCACCAUCUGCAUGAUGUCGAUGAAUAUGUUUACUGGUAAUAAUCAGAUUUGUGGGUGGAAUUUUGAAUGUCCAAAGAUCGAGGAGGAGAUAUUAAGCAGUGAUAUCAUAAUCCUGACUAUAACUCGCUGCUUUGCAAUCUUGUAUAUAUACUUCCAGUUCCAGAAUCUACGGCAGCUUGGUUCUAAGUAUAUGCUAGGUAUUGCUGGUCUUUUCACCAUCUUCUCCAGCUUUGUAUUUAGCACUGUUGUAAUUCACUUUUUGGAUAAAGAACUUACUGGUCUCAAUGAGGCUUUGCCUUUCUUCUUGCUAUUGAUUGAUCUGUCAAAAGCCAGUGCUUUGGCCAAAUUUGCACUGAGCUCCAACUGCCAGGAUGAAGUAAGGGAAAACAUUGCACGUGGAAUGGCUAUUCUUGGUCCUACCUUCACGCUCGAUGCUCUUGUGGAAUGUCUUGUGAUAGGUGUUGGUACUAUGUCUGGUGUACGUCAGCUGGAAAUCAUGUGCUGCUUUGGCUGCAUGUCAGUAUUGGCAAACUACUUCGUCUUCAUGACAUUCUUCCCAGCUUGUGUCUCCCUGGUAUUGGAGGUAACGAGAAAGUCGAGAGAGGGCCGUCCAAUAUGGCAGCUUGGGCAUUUUGCUCGGGUUUUGGAGGAAGAGGAAGAUAACAAACCAAAUCCCGUAACGCAGAGGGUGAAAGUCAUCAUGUCUCUAGGAUUGGUUCUGGUUCACGCUCAUAGUCGCUGGAUAGCUGAGCCAGCUUCCGAGGGCAGCACCUUAGAAACACCCAAGUCAGCAUCAGGGCUGGAUGAAAGUAUGCCGAGACGAAUCGAUCCAGAAGUACCACUGUGGCAGUUUUACCUUUCCAGGAUGGUCAGUAUGGAUAUUGAACAAGUAAUCACCCUUGGCUUGGCGCUCUUCCUCGCCAUCAAAUACAUCUUCUUUGAACAGACUGAGACGGAAUCUACUCUCUCACUGAAGAAUCCUAUGUCGUCAUCUUUGGUGCACACAAAGAAUAUUGAUUGUUGCAGGAAUAAUAUUGGAACUGCCAGAUUACAAUCAAAUGGUCCAGUUGGUGAUGAAUUCACCAGUAAAGAAAAUACAGAUGAAGUCAUUAAGCCGAUUGAGUCUUCCUUCCCUCAUUCAAUCAAUCAUAUAUCAAAACCAAAUUUUAUGUUGGGAGACUUCACUCCUCCUAGCUCUUCAUCUUCAGGAACACCAGAAGAGCUAGAUACUGAGCUUUUGUUAGACCCAAGACCAAUUGAAGAAUGUUUGUCCAUACUUAAAAAUACUGAGAAAGGACCAAAAUCCCUUACUGAUGCUGAGAUAAUUCUCCUGGUGAAUGCCAAAUAUAUUCCAGCAUAUAAACUGGAGAACAUGAUGGAAACUCCAGAGCGAGGUGUAUUCAUCCGUCGCCAACUGCUUGCUCCAAAGCUCCCGGAGCCCACUGCACUGCACCUCCUUCCCUUCAGGGGCUAUGAUUAUUCGUUGGUCAUAGGAAGUUGCUGUGAGAAUGUCAUAGGCUAUGUGCCUGUUCCUGUUGGAGUUGCAGGACCACUUUGUUUGAAUGGGAAAGAGUUCCAAGUGCCCAUGGCAACCACUGAAGGCUGUCUGGUGGCAAGCACUAACCGAGGUUGCAGAGCAAUUAGUCUUGGCGGCGGAGCACGGAGUUGUGUGCUGGCAGAUGGAAUGACAAGAGGACCAGUUGUGAGACUUCCAACUGCCUGCGAAGCUGCGGAGGUGAAAGCGUGGUUGGAGAGCUCUGAUGGCUUCCAAAUUAUGAAGGAGAUGUUUGAUAGUACGAGCAGGUUUGCCAGGCUUCAGAAGUUGCAGAUUGCUCUCGCUGGUCGUAACCUCUACAUCCGCUUUCAAUCUAAAACUGGAGAUGCCAUGGGCAUGAACAUGCUCUCAAAGGGCACAGAGAAGGCUCUUUCCCGAUUGCAGGAGGAGUUUCCAGCUAUGCAGAUACUUGCAGUUAGUGGUAACUACUGCACUGACAAGAAAUCUGCUGCCAUCAACUGGAUUGAAGGAAGGGGGAAGUCUGUAGUCUGUGAAGCGAUCAUUCCGGCUAAAGUUGUACGAGAGACACUAAAGACCUCCACAUACUCUCUUAUUGAAGUGAAUAUCAACAAAAACCUAGUGGGCUCAGCAAUGGCUGGUUGUCUUGGAGGUUACAAUGCACAUGCUGCAAACAUUGUCACUGCUAUUUAUAUUGCAUGUGGCCAGGAUCCCGCCCAAAAUGUUGGAAGUUCAAAUUGUAUUACAUUAAUGGAAUCGGCUGGCAGUUGUAGCGAAGAUUUGUACAUCAGUUGCACCAUGCCAUCCAUAGAAGUUGGCACUGUUGGUGGAGGGACCAACUUGCGGCCGCAACAAUCCUGUCUACAGAUGCUUGGAGUUCAGGGUGCAAGUAAGGGGAAACCUGGUGAAAAUGCAUGUCAACUAGCAGAGAUUAUUUGUGGAACAGUAAUGGCGGGUGAGCUCUCUCUCAUGGCAGCUUUGGCGGCGGGACACCUGGUGAAGAGCCACAUGACCCACAACAGGUCAAAACUAAAUCUUCAGGAUCUCCCUGGCAGCUGUACAAAGAAAGCAGCCUGAUCACUACAAGAUGUUGCAACUUAAAAGUUAACUGUAAAGACUAACACUUGGACAUUAGAAAGAUGUUUUGGAUUUUUCCUGUAUCAAUUUGAGGGACGGUUCAAUUUUAGGAUUGCUGCUAUGUUGUCAUAUCAGCUUAAGUAAAGAUGGCAUUAAUUGGACAAGAGUUGUACUCGAAGCUCAAAGGUGGCAUAACCUGGAUCAUUCAGCGGUGCGUAGGACUGAGUAUCCCGUGGAAUGUACAGUGGUGAAGAAGUUGCAAAAUAGUGGAUCUUGUGAAUGUUUAUCCCUGUAUAUUUGUACUGUCUUAAGAGGGCUUCUUGUGUCUCUGCAUAGUUUUGUCACAAACUUAAGUUAUUUGUAUUUUUUACGUUGUUUCCAUUUCCAAGCUUGAAUUAACUUGUGGCUUAGGGGAAAGAAUUGCUGGAAAGAACAUGGCAACGACAAUUGAUUAAACGCAAUUCAUGGCUACAGACA